Molecule: messenger RNA, 1902 nt
Organism: Exophiala spinifera
Lineage: Eukaryota; Fungi; Ascomycota; Eurotiomycetes; Chaetothyriales; Herpotrichiellaceae
Exons: 2
Coding region: 1-1902 (633 amino acids)
Source: RefSeq, a predicted model, not a curated record
AUGGCAAGUACCAUCGAGGCUACUUUUGCUGCCCCCAGUCCAUCCGACACAGCUUCAUUGAGGAGCUCAUUCGACGUUCUAGAGACACCCUUGACCGAGAUAGAGGUUGAAGAUACUCCCUCGGUGACAUUUCCCGAGAGACCCGUCAAGGUUAUCAUUGUUGGUGCUGGAAUUGGGGGCAUUUCUGCGGCUGUCCUGUUGUCUCACAAGGUCAACAAUCUGACCUACACUGUCUACGACCGGAAUGCCAAAGUGGGAGGGACUUGGGCCGAAAACACAUAUCCCGGAGUUCGAUGUGAUGUGCCAUCCCACGUGUAUCAACUGACAUUCGCGCCAAACACUGACUGGACCGAGUACUACUCUCCAGGUUCAGAGAUUCAGCAAUACUACCAAAGGGUAGCUGAAGAAUAUGGUGUCAAACCUAAUCUCAGACUGUCGCAUGAAGUUCUCUCUGCUAGAUGGCUGACUCAGGAGCAUGAGUGGGCGAUUGAAGUGAAAGAUUUGGCUUCCGGUAAUAUCUUCACCGACAGAGCCAACUUCUUUGUUUCUGCUCCUGGACGAGUCAACCAGCCGUACUAUCCGGAUCUCAAAGGGCUGGAGGAGUUCAAAGGAACCGUAAUUCAUACAGCCCGAUGGAAUGCCAACGUCGAUCUCCGCAACAAGCAUGUAGCUGUGAUUGGAAACGGCGCCAGUGGGCAGCAGAUUUUACCCAACAUCUUGCCUGAAGUGGCACACAUCGACCAUUACGUCCGGUCAAAGACGUACGUCAGUCCAACGUUCCGUCAAGGCCUGAUUGAGGCUUCCCAGGAACUCCCAGGCGGGCAUAUCUAUUCGGAGGAAGAGAAGAAGUCGUUUCGCGAUCACCCCGAGAAGUAUCUGGCGUAUCGAAAAGACCUAGACAAGACACACUAUGGAGGUGUCAACAACCGCUUUGCCACGAUCGGAAGUGAAGCGAACCAAAAACUCCGCGAAAGUCUGUUGUCUGGAAUGCUGCAACGCUUGAAGGGAGACAAGGAGUGGCUCGCUCGCCUGACUCCGGACUACGCACCAGGUUGCAAGAGACUCACACCAGCCCCCGGAUACCUUGAGGCGCUCAUCGGACCAAAGGUCGAAUUUGUUGACACCAGCAUAGCCCGUGUGACGGCUACGGGCCUGGAAACUGAAGAUGGAAACGUGAGGAACGUCGACGUGAUCAUCCUCGCAACAGGAUUCCGAGAUGGCUUCUAUCCGCGAUUUCCCACAAUCGAUGAAAAAGGCCAGGACCUGUCCCAGGCCUGGCGACCAGGUGGAGAGAUUGGGUUUCCCGAGACGUACCUGGGCAUUAUGGCCCCACGGAUGCCGAACUACUUCUUUGUGCUGCAGGCGCAGGGUAACGCGUUCGGUGGGACUGUGCCGUACCAGUGCGAAAUCUCUGCGACGUACAUUGCACGCGUGAUCCGCAAAGUCCAGCGCCACGGGUACAAAGCCAUCCGCCCCUCGCCAAGAGCGGCGCAGGAAUUCAGCGUCGUUGUUGAUCGGUAUUUCGAAAAUUCGGUCAUUAACGACGGAUGCCGCACUUACUUCAAACUGGGCGGGAACACGGGCAAGGCGAGGAACGUGAUUGGAUUUCCCGGCACGACCAGACAGAGAUUGGAAGUUCUGUCUGAGCCCAGAUGGGAGGAUUUUGUCUUUGCAGACCCACGAGAUGGGGACGAGUUUGGUCCAGACGUAGACGCAGCCGCAGGGACCACCACCGCCGCCACCAUGACAUUGGACGACUUGGAAAAGAAUAACCGGUUCUUGAGAUUCUGGGGCGAUGGCAGGACAGCUCUUGACAGGGCGAACAACUUGGAUGCUAUGACUGACUAUCUGACGGAAGUUGGCAAGGUGGACUUGAGACGUUUACACGAGGAAGUGGUGUGA